This is a messenger RNA of Perognathus longimembris pacificus (Pacific pocket mouse), 2346 nucleotides long. It is a transcript of the gene Adam7, whose product is annotated as ADAM metallopeptidase domain 7. Gene Ontology annotation, cellular component: plasma membrane. Gene Ontology annotation, biological process: proteolysis. Bases 1 to 2346 code for a protein of 781 amino acids. The record is from RefSeq and is a predicted model, not a curated record. Lineage: Eukaryota; Metazoa; Chordata; Mammalia; Rodentia; Heteromyidae. Gene Ontology annotation, molecular function: metalloendopeptidase activity. The transcript has 23 exons.
AUGAUGUUACUCACGGCUCAGAUUAAAGAAAAGGUCAUCCUUGGAGUAAAUGGUCAAGAACUAGUUCAUCCUAAAAGACUUCCUCUGGUCCAGAAGCGAGAUCUUGGACACAUCCAUGAUUUUAAUGCACCGGAAAUGUAUGAAGAAGAAAUACUGUAUGAAAUAAAGCUAAGUGGGAAAAUCCUAAUCCUUCACCUGCUACGAUCAAGGGACAUCCUUGCCUCCAACUACAGUGAAACGUACUAUAACAUGAAUGGAGACACGCUCACCAGACACCCCCAGACCUUGGAUCACUGUUUUUAUCAAGGUUCUAUUGUACAUGAAUAUGACUCAGCAGCCAGUAUCAGCACAUGUAAUGGCCUCAGGGGAUUCUUCAGAGUAAAUGAUCAAAGGUAUCUCAUCGAACCAUUGAAAUACUCUGAUGGGAAAGAGCAUUUGGUGUUCAAAUAUAGCACGAGGGGGACAUAUGGUGCCAAUCAUUCUUGUGAAGAGCUCAAUUUCACCAAGGAAAUGCUUCCAGAGGAUGAGAACCAUAAGGAAGACCAAAAAGCAGAAAGUACCCGCAAGGAGAGCUAUAUCGAACUGCUCGUGGUUGCUGAUGAUUAUGUGUACCGCAGGAACAGCAAACCUCACAGUAAACUAAGGAAACGAAUUUGGGGAAUGGUCAAUUUUGUCAAUAUGGUUUACAAAACCUUGAAUAUACACGUGACGUUGGUGGGCAUUGAAGUAUGGACCAAUGGAGACAAAAUAGAAAUAGACGCGAAUAUGGAAACUACCUUGUCACAUUUUUCAUCUUGGCAAGAAACAACCCUUAGGAAAAGGAAGCAUUAUGACCAUGUUCUGUUACUGAGUGGGAAGUGGCUCUACACGCAUACUCAAGGAAUUUCUUAUUCAGCGGGGAUGUGCCUACCGCGUUAUUCCUCGAGUGUCGUUAAGGAUCUGCUGCCUGACACCAACAUAGUGGCAAACAGAAUGGCACACCACCUUGGGCACAACCUUGGCCUGAAGCACAGUGACAGCGCGUGCACCUGUCCUUUAGGGCAAUGUGUGAUGGACAGAGAAGGAAGCAUCCCAGCGCUAAAAUUCAGUACGUGCAGCCAAGCCCAGUACCAGCAAUACCUGAAGAAUGUCAAGCCCUCGUGCAUGUCCAACAUACCGUUUCCUGACAGUUUUAGUGACUCACCAUCUUGCGGGGACAAGAAAGUGGACGAGGGCGAGGAAUGUGACUGUGGCCCUCUCCAGGAGUGCACUAACCCUUGCUGCGACGCUCACAGAUGCCUACUGAAGCCAGGAUUCGAUUGUGCACAAGGCGCGUGCUGCGAAGCUUGUCACAUAAAGAAGGAAGGGUGGACAUGCAGACCAGCCAAGGAUGAAUGCGAUCUUCCUGAGGUUUGCUCCGGCCACUCCCCCGAAUGUCCUCCGGAUCAGUUCCGACCCAAUGGGACCCCGUGCCGGAAUGCAGAAGGCUACUGCUCCCUGGGGAAAUGCCCCACUCGGGACCAGCAGUGCCACGCGCUGUUCGGUGACGGAGCAAAAGGCAGUCAUGACACCUGCUACAAGAUGAAUAAGAAAGGAGACAGAUUCGGCUACUGCAAAAACAAGGGGAACAGAUUCCUUCCUUGUGAAGAGAAAGACGUCCAGUGUGGGAAGAUCUUCUGUACUGGGGGGCAGCUCCUACCUCUCCAUGGUGAUGGCAAGACCUAUUACUUGAAGCUUCCGCCGCAGAACGCUACCGGCCAAUGCAGGGCCGUGUUUUUCUACCAUAAUUCUGCAGAUGUUGGUCUAGUAGAUUCUGGAACAAAGUGUGGAGAUGGCAUGGUAUGCAGCGAUGGGGAAUGUGUAAGCCUGGGAAAGGUCUACAAUCCAACAAGCUGCUCUUCUCAGUGUGACGAAAAUUCAGUGGAUGGCCGCGAGCCGCAGUGCCAGUGUGCGGAGGAACAGACUCCUACAGACUGGGGAGGAGCCUUCAACCUCAGCAGCAUUUCCAUAGCGGUCGUCCUCAUCGUCCUGGUGAUUGCUGGUGUGGCAACCGUCACACUACUAAUUCGCUAUCAGAAGUGCAUCCGGUGGAAGCACAUCCAGAGCCCUCCUAGAGAAACACAAGGAGUGGAAAAUAAAGGCUACAUCGCUGAAGACCAACCCGGGACAGAGCCCGUGCUGACAGAUGCUCACCCCUUACAUAGAACUUCAGAGUCCUUGGAGAAUCUUCCGGCUAGCUUCCCAAGCCCUCACUACAUCUCGCUGAAAUCUGCGAGCAAAGAUCCAAGGGGAAUUACAGAUCCCAAUCAAAGUGCUAAAGUGAGUCUAAAAUUGGACACCCAAAAUGGCUGUGCAAUACUGGGCUGA